AUGGCUCAAGCAGGCUACUGCUGCCUACCAGGCAAAACAACCACUACGGAGCGCAUGUUGUACCACAGCGGACGGACACGCCAUCUCGGGAAUGUCGACCAUGGAAACACCACUACCGACUUUCUCCCCAUGGAGAGGGAGCGCGGCAUCACCAUCCAGUCGGCCGCCGUGACUUUUCAGUGGCCCCCCAAGGCAUUGUGCCCGCCUGACCACGAACCCAAGACCAUCAACCUGAUCGAUACCCCGGGCCAUCAAGACUUCCGCUACGAGGUUGACCGCUGUCUGCCCAUCCUGGAUGGUGCCGUGUGUAUUCUCGACUCGGUCAAGGGUGUUGAGACUCACACUGAGCGAGUUUGGGGUUCGGCACAGCUCUCCAAGAUCCCCCGUUUGUUGUUUGUCAACAAGCUGGAUCGAGACGGCGCCAGCUUCCGGCGGUCCAUCCACGAGGUGGCAUCCCGGUUAAGGACAUGGCCUCUGCUCUGUCAAAUCCCCUGGUGGCACAAGGAUGCCUUCGUUGGCGUCAUCGAUGUCAUCCACCAGCACGGCUUCAGGUUCUCCAGCACCGGCGCCAUGUCCGUCGUGAGCAAGCAGAGUAUUGCGAAGGAGAGCACGGCGCUGCUCGAAGAGAUGGAAACGGCUCGUCUCCGCUUGAUUGAGACGUUAUCGGAAAACGACGAUGAGAUCAUGGAAGAGUUCCUUGAGUUGGAAAAGGACGUCUCUUCCGCCUCGAUCAAACGAGCUAUUCGACGCCUCGUCAUGGACGGCGAGGCCAAGUUUACGCCGGUCUUUGCGGGUGCGAGUCUCCGAAAUAUCGGUGUGCAACCACUGUUGGACGCUGUCGUCGACUAUCUCCCUAGCCCCACCGACAGGCCGCCACUGGAAAUCAUCGGGGCCAAGGUCCAAACCCUACCCCAGCUUCUUGAGCAGAAGGUCAAGCAAAGAGGAUUAAAUCAACAUCAGGCUCCAAUUGUGGCCGUCGCUCACGUCUUCAAGGUCGUUGACGAUCCGCGCCGUGGCAUGAUGAGCUGGCUUCGCGUCUACCACGGCGCCGUCAGCCGGAGCAGCCACAUGUGGAAUAGCAACGUCCACAACUUUGAGAAGCCCCAGCAUAUUCUCCAUGUGUCGGCCAAGGAUCAUCACGAGAUCCAGAACCUGCCAACGGGGCAUAUUGGUGCCUUGACAGGUCUUAAGUCCGCGCGUACGGGGGACACGCUCAUCACCUUCCCCGGUCACCACGGCAGCACCGCCCCUGAGGCAUUCACAAAUCUCCGAAUCAAGGCGCCUGAAACCCCCCCGGCGGUUGCUUUUAUCGCCAUUGAGCCGUACACGAAGACGGCAAGCGACAAGCUUGAAGAGGCCCUCAACAAGCUCUCGCGCGAGGACCCCAGUAUCAGGUGGUCCAAGGACGAGAAGACGGAUCAACUGAUCCUCUCCGGCAUGGGGUUGUUGCACCUCGAAAUCGCCCAGGAUCGCCUCCUGACGCACUACAAAAUCGACCGCGAGUCUGCCAUGUGGGGAGAGAUCGAGGUCGAGUACUCGGAGUGCCUGCUCGCCCCAACAAGCCCACACCACACCAUAUACGACCGCAACAUCCGCGACAAGGCCGGCAGAGCAGGUUGCACCGUCACCAUCGAGCCCCUAGAGGCCCACCAUCACGACUCCCUCCUCGAGUCCAGCAUCGAGCGUGACGGCAACAUCAUCCACGUCGCCAUCCCGCUCUCCACCGACGGCAAAGUCAAGACCCUCCCCUUCGAACCAGAUCUCGUCCGCCAGCAGCUCUUCAAUGGCGCCAUCGCAGGCCUCGCCCGGGGCCCCCGCCGCAGUGCCCCCGUCCGCCGCUGCCACGUGCACAUCUCAUUCGACCCGGCAUCCGACUUCUUCGGCGCCGCCAGCACCGGCGGCCACAUCACCAACGCGGCGCUCACCGCAGUGCGCGCCGCCCUCAAGGAAGCCCACACUAACGGCCAGAUUGGCAUCCUCGAGCCCUUCACCCAGGUGCAAAUCCACUGCCCCGAAGAGGCCGGCAGCGCCAUCCAGCACGACCUGGCCGCGGGCCGCGGCGGCCAGGUGCUCGAGGUGCACAAGCCCGAGGAGGACAGCGAGGCCCACGCCGACGACGCCGCCCCCGCCAUCGACCUCGCCAAGGUCUACGUCCCGCCCGACCCGUACGAGUCCGUGCAGAGCCUGCGCGGCGCCAAGAAGGCCGUCGUUCGCAUGCUCACCAUUGUGGCCAAGGCGCCGCUCAAGGAGAUGAUGAAGUAUGAUAGCCAGCUGAGGAGUACUACGGGCGGCAGGCAUACCCUGCAGUUGGAUCCGGGUGGGUUUGAGUUGGUGACGGGGCCGAGGGAGAAGGCUUUGGAGGGGAGGUAG
Messenger RNA from Chaetomium globosum CBS 148.51, 2370 nucleotides. RefSeq lists its product as uncharacterized. Gene Ontology annotation, biological process: ribosome disassembly; mitochondrial translation. Bases 1 to 2370 code for a protein of 789 amino acids. The record is from RefSeq and is a predicted model, not a curated record. The transcript is spliced from 3 exons. Gene Ontology annotation, cellular component: mitochondrion. Lineage: Eukaryota; Fungi; Ascomycota; Sordariomycetes; Sordariales; Chaetomiaceae. Gene Ontology annotation, molecular function: GTP binding; GTPase activity.